Messenger RNA from Brachypodium distachyon (stiff brome), 2197 nucleotides. Its product is annotated as L-ascorbate oxidase homolog. Gene Ontology annotation, molecular function: copper ion binding; oxidoreductase activity. Lineage: Eukaryota; Viridiplantae; Streptophyta; Magnoliopsida; Poales; Poaceae. The coding region runs from base 318 to 1967 and encodes 549 amino acids. The transcript has 8 exons. The record is from RefSeq and is a predicted model, not a curated record.
CACCAUUCCUCUGCUCUCCUUCUCCAUCCAGCGAUCUACUGAUCCACAUAUGCCUGAAAUCCAGCAAGCGCGGCGUAGCGUGCCGGCAUCCGUCCACCAACCAAUCGCCAGCCAUCCCAGCGCCUGCCACCUGCGCCCUCAUUUAUAUUCUUCCCCACCACCUCUCAGAUUGAUCCAUCCAUAGAUCCCUUUCCUCCCUGCCACUCUUUGACCCACCUCACUGGCUCACUCCACACUCCUGCCCCGGGCAGCGGCGAGGGAGUGUACAAGCACAGCACGCGUACAGUGGUGCUGGAAGGAAGGAAGGAAGGACGGGAAUGGAGGCUCCCUCGUCGUCCAUGUCCUCCACCAUCUUCGUCCUCCUAUUCCUGUUCGCCUCGUCGCUCCUCCUCGCGGCCAGGGGCGAGGACCCGUACCGCUUCUACACCUGGAACAUCACCUUCGGCGACAUCUACCCGCUCGGCGUCAAGCAGGAGGGGAUCCUGAUCAACGGCCAGUUCCCGGGCCCGCAGAUCGACGCCGUCACCAACGACAACAUCGUCAUCAACGUCUUCAACAACCUCCCCGCCCCCUUCCUCCUCUCCUGGCAAGGAAUUCAGCAGAGGAGGAGCUCAUGGCAAGAUGGUGUGUACGGCACGAACUGCCCGAUUCCUCCAGGGGGAAAUUUCACCUACAACAUGCAAUUCAAGGACCAAAUUGGGAGCUACUACUACUUCCCCUCUCUGGAAUUGCACAAGGCAGCCGGUGGGUAUGGUGGCAUCAGGGUCCUAAGCCGCCCGAGGAUUCCUGUCCCGUUCGAUCCCCCAGCUGGUGACUUCACCAUAUUGGCUGGCGACUGGUUCAAGCUCAAUCACACCGAUUUGAAAGGCAUUUUGGACAGUGGCAAUGACCUCCCCUUCCCUGAUGGGCUUCUUAUCAAUGGCCAAGGCUGGAACGGGAACAAAUUCACAGUAGACCAAGGGAAAACAUAUCGUUUUCGGGUAUCGAACGUGGGGAUCUCGACGUCCGUGAACAUAAGGAUCCAGGGCCAUUCCUUGCUCCUGGUUGAGGUUGAGGGGUCACAUACCAUGCAGAGCAAUUACUCGUCGCUAGAUGUCCAUCUUGGCCAGUCCUACUCGUUCCUCGUGAAGGCUGAUCAGGCACCCCAGGACUACACCAUCGUGGUCUCCACGCGCUUCGCCAACCCUGUGCUCACCAACACUGCCGUUCUCCAAUACAGCAACUCGAAUGGAGCCCGCGCCGCGUUGCCGCCUCCGCCCGAGCCUACGGUCGAGGUCGACUGGUCUAUGAAUCAGGCUAAAUCAAUCCGGUGGAAUCUGACGGCGAGUGGGCCGAGGCCGAACCCACAAGGAUCAUACCACUACGGGCUCGUGAACACGACGAGGACGAUGAGGCUGGCCAACUCGAGGGCCAACAUCAACGGGAAGCUGAGGUACGCGGUGAACAGCGUGUCCUUCAUCCCGGCCGACACCCCCCUCAAGGUGGCCGACUUCUACAACAUCCAGGGCGUGUUCACGCCGGGGAGCAUGCCGGACAACCCGACCGGCGGCGCCGCCUACCUCCAGACGGCCGUCAUGGCAUCCAACAUGCGGGACUACGUCGAGGUCGUCUUUGAGAACGCCGAGAACUCCGUGCAGUCGUGGCACAUCGACGGCUACGCAUUCUGGGUCGUCGGGAUGGAGGGAGGGCCGUGGACGCCGGCGAGCCGUCAGGCUUACAACCUUCGAGACGCCAUUGCUCGGUACACGCUGCAGGUGUAUCCAGGGUCGUGGACGGCGAUCUACAUGCCGCUGGACAACGUGGGGAUGUGGAACGUGAGAUCUGAGAGCUGGGGGAGGCAGUACCUGGGGCAGCAGUUCUACCUGCGGGUGUACUCGCCAGCCAACUCGUGGCGGGACGAGAACCCCAUCCCCAAGAACGCUCUCCUCUGCGGCCGGGCUUCCGGCCGCCGCACAAGGCCUCUCUGAGUCUGAGUGAGAACCAUCAGAUCAUAUACGGCACGCGACUGGCUGGAUCUGAGAAUCAGAUGGCAGCGCAACGCGCGAUGUCUACUACAGAAGGGUUUGAUGCUAUGCCUUUGUGCGGCAAGCGUCUUGCUUGCACGCAUCAUUCCAUUUGAUUGAUGAUAUAUUUGUAAGGAUGGUUAUAUAUAUGGCAUAGAUCAACCGGAGAUUCUUAAUCGGUUUCUUCUUUGAUA